This is a messenger RNA of Porites lobata, 9460 nucleotides long. The record is from the annotation of a GenBank genome assembly. NCBI's taxonomy places the organism in Eukaryota, Metazoa, Cnidaria, Anthozoa, Scleractinia, Poritidae.
AUGGCUGCCCUGCAAGAAAGGAAAUUACAAGAAGGGCAACAGCUCUUGAAAGAAGCGGAAAAAUUGUAAGUCUUUUAUUGAUUUCACAGUUUCAGACAUCGAGUAUACAAAGAUCAAAGUACACAUCUUCGAUUUGUAAGGGCGAGAAACCAGUGUCGAUGUAUAAGCUUAGCUUCAGUUAAAGAAUGAAUUAAAGACGACAAUUUGUUUUUCUCGUCGUCAUAUAUUUUCUAAAGGUAUUUUUUCCUCGAUGGUCAUUGUCCUUCACUCUUUUCCAGCACACCCACCUCCCUCCCCUUCCCGGGUGCUAGCCUUAUUUACUUUUGCAGGUUUUGAAAGUGAUAAAUCAAACCGUAAAGCAUUUUCUUAGUUAGAAGUAACUGUAAGGUUGUUAUAAGCUUGCUGUUACUAUAGAGCUAUAGCUAGGAAAGCUGCAUAUUUGAAAUAAUAAAAACUAUUGAAUUUCUUAUGACAUGCACACGGCUUAUGUAUAAACCACUACAGUCUCCUUAACACUAGCUCUUUUCCAAGGCUAAUUGUACAGCUUAUCUAAUCUAGUGGGGGAUAAUGGGAGUGAGUGGUCUGUUAUAUCGUUUUUCUCCUCUUCUAAUUUCCUUCUUUUUCUCCUUGUUUCAAUAGGCACAUAUUUCGCGAUUUGGGAAAUGUUAUCUUUUGAAUCACUUUAAUUUUGCAUUUUUUUGGACCACAAUUUACUUUUCACUGGCGAUGUUGUCUAAGAUGUCCUUUAAUUAAAUAAAACGACUUUAUCAAAGAAACAAUAACGUCUAAAUUAAGAAAAAUACAAGGGCAGAACUCUAUGUCAAUUGUAAACAACAAAGCAGUUCGCACCAUUUUAAGUCCAUUGGCCACAACAUCCAUUUACACCAAAAAUUCGUUUGUAAAGACUGAACGGAGAAAAAAUGAACAGUAAAAAUGUGAUUUGGAAACAUUUCACUGGUAAUAAACUCAUUCUUUUUUUUAUAUUGACUUUAUAACAUGAGUGUCACAUAAUUCACUUAAUUUCACAACACUUAUUGUUCGCGUCACUUUAAUUUCACGUGUUGUUUUUGUAUCGCAAAAUUCGUGAAGUUAAUGUGUCGUGAAAAUUUCUUGUAAUAACGUAAUACAAAAAAGGGAUUUCUGAGGGUUUUAGGACCAUCACGUUGUGACAUUGUAACAUCGACCCAGGGGAGGUUUUGCGUCCAGCGGUUUUUAGUAAAAUCAAGGGUUUGUGGGGGUUGCUCAGUCUCGCAGGCUUACAAAACCUCCAUAGGACGAUCUUAUUUUGUAUUUGCCGUAAUGCAGAUGAGCAGAUUUUCUUACUGGGGGAAGUGGCAAAAAAAGAAAAAAAUUAUCUAAGCUAUUAGACACAUGCGGAACAUUUUCUGAGGGGAUAAAUAUUUUUUUCAAUGUAUUUUACUGAGUUCUUUGGGGGGAAAUGAGCAUUUUUCCACGGGUUAGGAAUUUUUCUCAUUACUUCAAUCAUUAGCGGUUAGGGAUGUGAGCUAGGUGUAUGUUAAUGGAAUGGCCCUAACAGUGGCAAUCAAUUCAGUUUUCAUCAGAAAUACUGUAUGUUUGCCAGGUUUUAUUAGCAGUGGCUCACUUACCAUAGGUCUGUUCAGAGCUGAAUGGGCCUUGGGGUGAGGGCAGGCUCACUUUUGAACAGUAAAUAGUCACAAAUCAUACUUAAUCAUUAGUUUCAACAUAUUUGCCUCUUAAGUAUGAAGACUAGUUGGUUGAAAUGGAAGCCAGACUGGGAUAGUGCUGCUGAUAAAUUCAUGAAAGCUGGUAUGUAUUGCAUUACAUCUUAAAAAGCUGUCUUCCUCUAUACCUGUAAUCUGAGCAACAAGAUUACUGGUACAGGACUACGUCUUUGCAGCAUCUUUUUAAAUUGUUGUUAUUUUAGAACAAAUGUAAGAAUCUUUUUUCCAACAAUAUUUAUAAUAUUUAACUUGAUUGUCACACAAACGAUUUCCCUAUAUUUCUAAUUUAAAAGCCAACUUGACAUUAUGAGUUGCCUGCACACACAGACUCUUGUAUACUUUUAUAUUUCCCAUUUUCUCAUUUCUUUCUUUUUAGUUGAAAAAUAUAUCCUGAAUAAAAUGUUAUUUAAUUCAAAGGGCAUUUUUUAUAAUUUAUUAGUUUCACUAUCAUCUUACCUUAUCCCCAUUUAUUUCUUAAUUCUUUUAUAAUUAAAAUUUAUUUAUUAAAAUAAAUCUGUACUGUACUCCAUAUCAAUUUAAAAAAAGUAAAGAACAAAAUACAGAUAUGUACAGCAUUUUUUCUUUUUUAAACUCUUCUAAAUCAAGUGCUUAUAAAUUUUUUACCUAAACAAAGUUUUAGAUGCAUACUAUAUGCCAUUUAACGCUGUCUUUAAUACUAAUAGUGAAGAUUUUUAUUAAUAUUAUUAAUUGUGUUGUUUCUGCAGGUACAUGUUUUAAAGCUGCCAAAUGUUAUGACAAGGCCAGCAAUGCUUUCAAAAAGGCAGCAGAUGCACACUACAGUUCUCAUGCGUAUCCUAAUUGAUACUCCCAAAAAUAGCUGAAUAUUUGUUUUACAGUGUAGUUUACGCUGAAGAGCAGCAGCUAGUUUUUUAGUCAGCAGAUGGACAUGUAUUUUUUCCUUGACACAGCUUGAUAUUAGACUGUUCCAUGCAGCUAAGUAAGUAUAUUUAGAUAGUUAAGGGUUUAAGCAUGUGCAGACUUCUCUUUUCUCUCCAAAGGAUCUUUGAACUGAAUAUUAGCUAUAAUUAAACCUUAAUCUAAAUUGGUUACUGUAUCAAUCCAUACAUGUAGCGAAUAAAGUGUUAGGAGAUAUGGGAUAUUAAAGUAAAAAUUCAAAUGUGGAGGCACAGGGGAUCUCUCUAAUUUUUAGGCCUGGCCUGUAAAAAUUGCUUUAAAGCAACAGAUGCUUUUCUGGAGGGGGCACUGAGAUGUGACUUACAGUUGAUUUUUACAUGUCAAUGAAAACAGUGUCUCAGUACCCGCAUAUUUUUUACAGGAGAUGGUCUGUUCAGAGUGUCAAUUUAUUAUGUGGUUCCAGGAUAUCACACUUGUCUUUGCAGCAAAUUAUAUUUUAAGUGAUUAAGUUUAUUAACCUUUUUUAAUGUAUGCCCAUCAUUUUGUUACCUCUUACUUCAUAAUUUGUCUUUUUUGGCCUUCUCUAUACACAGCACAUUCAUUACCGGCAAUAUCAUUUUAUUAAUUAUGUAAUUUAUGGUAUGAGAGUGUAAAGGGUUUGUAAUAAAAGAAAUACCACAGCAUAAUCUGUUGUUUGUAUCAACACAAUUCUCAACAGAGCAUUAGAACAGGCUGCCUCAGUUCAAAAAGAAAUGAAGAAUAUUUCAGAAGCUGUAUCACUAGUGGAAAGAGCAGUGUAAGACCAUAGUUAAUUAUUAAGGGGGCACUGUAAAAUGCAGACUGCGAUCUGUCACUGUGGACUAUUGUUUUUAGGGUUAGAAAACAAUAGGACUAUUGUGGUCACAUACUCAUUUGCAUAGUAAAAACAAUAGUCCGUAGUCUGCAUUUUACACCGCCCGGUUAAUGAAGUUUUUAAGAAAAAGAUCAUGUACACUGCAGUUGCUGAAUGGUAACAGAAAAAAUAUUGUGAUUGAAAGCAUUCCUGCUCAUGUUCAAAAAGGGUUUUAUUUUAAAUAAUGGAACUACUGAAAAUUCAGUAUUUGGUUGGCAACUACUAAAAAUGGUAUUGCUAAAAGAUUAUCAGCUUCAUCAACUGUGAUCACCUUAAAUGUCACUGUUCAAUAAAAUCUAGUUAAUUGGUGGUCUAUGGCAGAUAUAAAAGAAUCACUGUGAUAAUACUUUCCUCUUUAAUUCUUCUUAUUUUUUUUAAUCAUUUUUAUUACCAAGGCAUUAUGUACUAGCAUGCAAUUAAGCCUUAAUUAAUCUUACCAAUGAUUAUUUAUUACAGUCUAAGACAUACACUAAACAUUUUGAGCAGCAUUAAUGGCAAAGUUAAUUAAAUUAUGUUCAUGAAAAUAUAAAAUUAAUUAUUGUCAAUUCCUGUUCAGAAAACAAAAUUUUCAAAAUGGACCCUACUCUUGCGUUUCUUGCCAAGUGCAUCCAUAUACAGGAAAGCAAAAAUGGUAAAAUAUACAAUUUGUUUCAAAAUAUCUCCAGGCUAGUUUUGAUAUGGUUUUUAUAUUAUUGUUGUGUUUAAUGUAGUGACAUGUACAGACAGAGUGGUUCUCCAGAUACAGGUGCCCUAGCCCUUGUAAGAGGUGCCAAGUAAGUCCAGCUCUAUUACCAUAAACUGCCAUUUCUAAGACCUGGAUUUAUACGUUUUAGUAAGUGGUUUUUUGAGGGCUACAGUGCCGUAGCCAGACCAAACGGCCAACCGAGGCGGGCGGGAGUUGCUAGGGGGGUUCGGGGGCAUGACCCCCCCCGAGAAAUUUUGAACUUUAGUCUCUCGGAAAUGCGAUUUGCAGCGUUUUCUGGGCCUUUCGGUAACUUUUUUUCGAGUUAAUUUAAGUGGAAUUUAAAAAGCAAUAAUCAGAAACAAGCUACAUAAUCUGGGUGACCGUUAACCUCGCCAAUGGUUUUCAUCAGUAUUUGUUCAAAAAAAAUUUGAGUUAACGUACGUAGCCCCUUGAGAUCGAUGAUAUGGUAAUUUUUUCAUAGUAUAUUGACUGAAUUGCUGAAUUCUUUGUAAUAUCAUGAUGCGUUAAAAAUAUCCGAUGAUCGCUUAUGUAAAAUAAAAAUGAUCGGCGAAAUUCGUCAAAAUUUUACUGAGGCGAGUGCCUCGGUUGGCCUCAUACUAGCUACGGCGCUGGCUUACAUGUACAUCCAGGGGGACACAUUUUCUCUAAAAUUAUUCAACCUGCUUAAUAUUGACACUCUGUUGAUACAGACACUUUCUUAGGCCCCCCAGGUUUGACUGUACUGGUUUCAAACUUAUCUUCAAAAUGUCAUCAUAAAUCGAAUUCAUUUCAAUACAAGCCGGAGGGAGGCUUAUACAUUGUAAGCAGAUGUAUUUUUUAUUGGUCUACAACAGGUAGGGCUUAUAAGCGGAGAGGCUUAUAAGCAGUAGUUUACGGUAUCUAUUUUUAUAUUUAUGUAAAAGGUUCUAAGUAUUAAUUAUCUUUUUCAUUAAAUAGUUAUUUGUGUUCUUAGCAUAUAUUUUGAAAAAAUCUAAAAAAUGCAACAUUCAUUUCAAAUUAAUGAUCCUGACCAUUUCUUUCUAAAAAGAGAACGUUGCCUUUGGAGAAAAGUUUAAGUUAAACUUUUUUUAUUAAUUUUGUUCUUUUUGUCAAUGCUUGUAGGAUGUGUGAUUCAAGUGAUCCAGCUAAAGCUGCAGAGUUAUACAUUUUAGCCAGUGAAAUGAAUGUUGUACGUAUUUUGUAUUCAAAAGUUUCUCCAUUGAAAAUAGAUUAUUUGAGAUGAAGCCCCAGUACUGAUGUACAAAUGUAAUGCACAGGUAGUCAAGGUUAGAAGUGAUAUAUCAAGACUAGUAGGUACACAGUGUUCCUUCACCAGAUGAAACAUUAAGAGUUGAAAAUACGAUGCACAGCAUAGUAUUUUUGAUGAACUUCAAUGUAUUUCAUCUGGUGAUGAAAUGUUGAAUGCUUGAUAUUACUUCUCAAAAAAAUGAUUUAAGAAGAUGCAAAAGUGAGCAGUUUUUCAUCUGAUUUCCAAACACGCAGUAAAAUAAUAUUAAUACCUUGCACAAACUGAGUUAGAAGUCUGUUCCAAAGAUUGUGGAUUGAGUCUUUCCCAUUGGUUUAUGGCCCAUACAAUUCACACGUGGCCAUAUAUCAACAGGAAAAUCAAGGAUCCGUUUCUUUGUUGUUGUUGUGCAUGGGGAAGGGGGGCCAUUUAUUCAAAUGUGACCCACAAAAUUUGAAUUUGGAAAUGUUUGUUUUUAAGGAGAGGGGAAACCAGAGUACCUAGCGACAAACCUCUUGGAGUAAGGGAGAGAACCAACAACAAACUCAACCCACAUAUGGCAUCCACGCUGGGAUUUGAACCUGGGCCACACUGGUGGAGUCAAGUGCUCUCACCUCUUCCCCAUCCUUCUUCUCUGUUAUCAGUCAAUAUAUAUGUUAUAGAAUAGUAGAUGACAAGACUAAUUGAUUAUGACAAUUCUUUUCCCAUCGCAUUUUGAAGGCAGAGGACAAGAUUCGAGAGGGUAUUGAACCUUUGUCAAAAGCUGCAAACCUCUUUGUAAAGUUAAAAAGGUACAUAGAAUUCAUAGCCUGCGUUGCAGCCUGCCCACGUACUCGUGUAAACCAUUUGUAUAGUAGAGCGUCUGCGAUGCAGGCAAAGAAUUCAUUCUUUUCAGUUGUUGAAGGGGGAUGGGGGAACAAUUAGAAAAUCACGAAUGUCUCCAUGGCGUAUCUUUACGAGAGCCAUGACAGCUGCCAUGAAUCAAAGAGCGCUGGUUGAAUUCAUUCUUUUUUGUUGAAGGGAGAUGGGGGAACUAUUAGAAAUUCAGGAAUGUCUCCAUGGUAUAUCUUUCGCAGUCCUAUGACAGUUACCAUGACCCAAAGAACGCUGGUUGCUAGUUUAACCAUGUUAAAAUUAUUUCAUUCAGAAUUUAUUUUUAAGAGUUAAAUGUAUAACGUGCACAAUAGUUUUGUUGUGGAGUUAUUAUCCUUCUAUGUGAAUGUCAUCGUUCUUUAACACUAGCGCUGAAAUGAGUCGUGAACAUACGGACGUGUACUUUUUAAAAAUUUUUUGGAAUAUUUGUUAUUAUUCUGCAGAUUUCAGGAGGCUUUGAAUGUUUUCAAACAGCAGAUGAAACUGUACGAACAGGUGGAAAAUUUUCAAAUGAUGUACAAGGUAAUGCACCCUUGCUUAUUAGACUGAACAACUGACUCAGAACAUAGUAUAAUUAGCAUUGUUCGAUGUGUAACUUCUUACGUUGAGUGUUACGCCAAAAAAAUAAAAGAUAAAAAUUAAUUGUUAAGGCGUUAAGAUUGUUAGAUGUUGUGGGAGAGCAGUAAAGGCUUGGACAAAAUUGAUAGAUGAAGGAGUUAAUCUGAAAAAGAAAAAAGUGUCGCGUGGCAGAUAAUGUCCAGGGGCGGGUUGUUCAAAGCUAGGUUACGAUAACACAGGGUUUAUAGUGCGAAGUUCGAAUUCAACUGUGAAAGGUUAAAACGCAAUAUCAGUUCAAUUUUUAGUUUCACUUAUAAAUAGGAAAAACACUUGAUGAAGCUCUAUUAAGAAGGUCUGCGCCUACCUACGACACUAUUAAAACUGGUUGUAAAAAGUAUUUGCUUGUUUUUUUUUUUUUUCAAAUGUUUACAGGUUGUUCUUAGUAUGGUCGUUGUUCACCUUCACGAAAGCGAUUACGUAGCUGCAGACAACUGCUACAAGAAUUCUUUUGAGUAUGUUAUUGUAUAUAAAGUUGCACUUCAUGUUUUGACUUAAAAAUUUAAGAAUGUACUGUGUGGAUUGUUAAAGGUAAAGGUCGUUAUUUUACGUCGGUAACUGAAAUAGUGUUAGGGAGCUUAAGCAACAACGAAGGCGACGGCUACUAAAACGUUACUUAAAAAGUGAAUUCGCGAUGCCUCAAACUUUAUCGCGCUUAUUCCAUCUCGUUUAAUUCGACAAAUUCGUCGAAUUCUAAAGGACUGUAUCAAAGUUCAGGAAAGGGAAAAGAAAGUUGUCUUGCGUUCACGUCCUCGAGAAAACGUGAAAUGAGGAACCCAUUGCUUUUUUGCCGUUCUUGCUGCCGUCGCCGUUGCCGUUGCCGUUGCUUUUGCUCCCUAGUACUUACAUUAACAAACCUGUGGCUGACGGUGCGCUUAUUUUACCCCUCCCUCCCCCUUCUCUCCAUCAGUGUUCCGUUUCCCGGUAUUUAAAGCUACUUAAAGCCGCACUAAAGGAGAGAAUUCGAAACAAGGAUUUUGAAGUCUCACCUGGGAAUGGAACUCGGCCCGGAACCCCCUGCACAGAAGGCCGCGCACUAACCGACCGUGUUAAUCCUUGGAGAAUUGUUAAAGGAAUGUGAUUUCUAUUUUUCUUUUCUUCACAGCCGCAGGCGAGAGUAGAAUCUCUUUGUUAAAUAGCAGCCAUACAUCCCAUCAUAGCAAGUGUACUUAUUUUUCUCUUCAGGAUUCCUGGAUUCGGUGGCUCAGAUGAAGCAGUCGCCGCAGAAAAGAUUUUGGAUUGUUUUGACGGGGGCGAUGGUGAGGGAAUGAAAGCUUGCACAUCACAAGCUCUCUUCACCUACUUGGACAAUGAGGUUAAUAUUUAGAUGCUUCUACUACGACAUAAACUAAAAUUACAUGACGUUACGUAACUGUUAAGUCAAUAAAACCAGAAACGACAAAAUAACAGUCAGUAGUAUUGUGACGUUUCGAUUCUAAGUCUGGGUCAUCGGGGACGACUACUAGAACGAGAUUUUUUCAAUACCAAAUAGUGUGUGCACGUGAACCAGCGUCAUUUUGGCGGGAAAACGUGGUAGACAUUGUCAUUCUCGGAGACCCAGGGGCAGUCAGUUGUGGGUCGGGAGGAAAGGCGCGACGAACCGAGGAUGCGUAGUGAUGGAAUCAUUUUGCGAUCGGGAGGGCCUAAUCUCCUUCGAAAAAAAAUAACCCUGCUUACUUUUAUGGUGAAUAAAAAAGUACAAUGAAGAUUUCUGGCGUGUAUAUUUUUUUCACAAUACCGAAAAAACUUCAAGUUAAAUCUCGUCCAAGUUAUGUUUCUAGAAUUAUUUGUCGUUUUCUUUAUUUCCCUGACAAGUUUUUUUAAAAUUGCUUCUAUAAUCAUCACCUGCAAAAUCCUUUUAAAACAAGCAAGGCAGAACGGAAAUAUUCAUCUGUUUUACAGUUUUUAAAAUGACUUUUCAGAUUGCCAAGUUGUCCCGCAGCUUGCGUGUUCCAGGUGACACAGGUAACAAAGGAAAGACAGAGAGAAAAUCGACUCCAAACCCGAAUGCCUCUCUGAAAACCGAGGCACAAAUUCCCAACCCAGUGUCUACUACACCCGCCUAUCAGACAGAACAAGGGGGGAGCCAGGAGGAGCUCGAAGAUGAUCUUGAAGAAGGUGGACUUUGUUAGAGUGUUUUCUCGUAACAAAGCCUUACUCAGACAAAUAAUCGCAGAAGAUUAAGGAGAGACGCAUAGUCUUCCUCGCGCGCAGCCGUCACGCAGAAGGAGCCCAGGCAGGCAGCUGAUAGAAAUUUGGCAUAAUUGUCAGUGAGAAAUAAUUUAAAAGAUCUUCUGCCCACGCGGAACGCUGAGGUGAGGUCAUAGCUCACACAUUGUACUAAAAUUUAUUUUUAUGAUGAUAUUUACAUAAAUUACUGACAAUCUUUUGUGUAUUUUUAAAUCAGUUAUGGAUAACGAGUAAAGUUUCCAAAGAAACUAUUGUGGUUUGUCUUCAAGGGAGUGAAACACAUGUUAGAUUGCUUGUAAAUUGUCCAUUUAGGCUAUCCAAAAACGGAUUAGACCUAAGAAGCGAAAAAGACCUAUCAUGUGUAGCUUUUAAAAGUAAAA